GCUGCCUCUGCUGCUUCCCUCUCUUCCACUGGCCUACUUGGCCAGACUAUCUUGAACAUUUAUCUUUGUCCAAGCCCUAAAUUCACAUAGAGGUAUACAGUACAGAAGCAAGCACUUCGGCCCAACUUGUCCAUGCCGACCAGGAUUCCUGGACUGAACUGGUCCCAUUUGCCUGCAUUUGGCCCAUAGCCCUUUAAAUCUUUCCUGUCCAUGAACCUGUCCAAAUGUCUUCUAAAUGUUGUAAUUGUACUCACCUCUACCACUUCCUCUGGCAGCUCAUUUUAUUAUGCACCCCCCUCUGUGUGAAAAGGUUGCCCUUCAGGUCCCUUUUAAAUCUUUCCCCUCUCACCUUAAACCUAUGCCCUGUCAAUGCCCCUCAUGAUUUUAUAAACCUCUACAAGGUCACCCCUCACCUUCCUAUGUUCCAGGGAGAAAAGCCCAGCCUAUCUCGCCUCUCCUUAUAGAACUCAAACCCCCCAGUCUUGGUAACAUUUUUUUUGCACCCUUUUUCAGUUUUUAAUAACAUCCUUCUUACAGCAGGGAACCAGAAUUGUACGCAGUACUCCAAUUGCAAUGUCACUAAUGUUUGAAACAGCUGUUCUUUGACAUCUCAACUCCUGUAACUCAAUGCUCUGACUGAUAUGCCAAACGUUUUCUUCAGCACCCUGUCUACCUGUCAUGCCACUCUAUUCAGAUACACUUUCCAUUGCCCUACCGUUAACUAUGUAUGUCCUGACCUGGUUUGUCUUGCCAAAAUACGACACAUCACAUUUAUCUGAACUAAACAUCUUUGUCCAUUCGGUGUCUGUACACACCGGUGAGUUCAUACAGGAGAGAGAGCAUUUGAAUCAGCUUGACAAGAACUGUACACGUAUAGUUGGUGAUGGUGCACUUGCUGUGGUCCCAACUCCGUCCAUCUGCUCUCACUGCAGGAAGAAGUUCGGGUGAUUGAGAAACCUGUAGCAACACUGGUGAGUUAACACUGGGGAGAGGUCACGCACCUGCUUCAUGUAUCAGAAGAGAUUCACUAAUUCAUCCGACCUGAUUGCACACCAGUCAGUUCACAAUGUUGGAGGAUCUUUCAAAUGGAUUUCAGCGAUUUUUAUCCAAUGUCCUGUCGAGCUGGUCUCCAAUGAACAUGUUCACAUUGAUAAGAGACUGUUCAGGUCCUCUCAUUGCAGGGCUGUGUUCAACUCACUGAACAUCAGCGAGUGCAUGUUGGGGAGAGGCCAAGUGUGGGCAGGGAUUCAGUCAGUCAUCCCACUUGAAUACACACAAUGUGUUUGCACCAAUAAGAAUCUGUUUCAAACUCCUUACUCUGAGCAGAAAUUUAAAAGCACGAUGUAUCUGCUAAAUCAUAAACACGUUCAUUUGCAGCAGUGUGUGCUACCUGCAAGAUGAAUUGCAGAAAUUCACCAAAGAUCCUUGGACAGCACCUUCCAAACCCACAACUGUUUCCAUCUAGAAGAACAAGGGCAGCAGAUAUGUGGGAACACUGCCACCUUCAUGUUCCAUCCAAACCAUUUACCAUCCUGACUUGAAAAUAUAUCGCAGUUCCUUGACUGUUGCUGGAUCAAAAUCCUGGAAUUCCCUCCGUAAUGGCAUUGUGGGUCAACCCACAGCAGGUGGACUGCAGCGGUUCAAGAAGGCAGCUCACCACCACUUUCUCAAGGGCAGCUAGGGACAGACAAUAAAUGCUGGUCAGCCAGCGAUGCCCACAUCCCAGAUGAAUGAAAACAUUCACACAGUGAGAGGCUGUUCACCUGCUGCCUAUAUGGGAGAGAUUCACUUAGUUAUCUUGAUGUCGGCACUGAGUGACUCCAUCCUAUCGUAAUUACUGCAGGUAAAGACACAUACAGGACAGAAUCAUGUUCAUUCUGAUAGCUGGUGUUUGUUUUUAUUAAUUUAACUAAUAAUCCCUGCAACUGGGCUGGAGGUUAAUAUCCUGGACAAAUGCCAAAUAAAUCAGCCAUGCGUUACUACACUGUUGUAGGUUUCUGUCUUUUCCAGCUGACUGUUGAUCAACACUUGACUGGAGCUCGAAAAGGACAACCUGGGGGUAGGAUCAUACAGCGGAAACUUGUCCGGACACGGUCCUCCAGGGUCACACUGAGAGGGACAAACAGCACUUUGGUCUUGCUCAUCUGUCUUCACUGACAGCAAAGUCAGAGUUAAUCCCGACGUGAGGGAGAAACAUAUCCCAGCUGUUCUCCUCCAUGGUUCACAGCUCCUAGGCACGGAACACAAGCUCCUUUACAACUGGGUUUAGAAUUAGCAAGAACAUCGGGGAAUGCAGUAAACAUGCUGUUAAAUCUGAGGUUGGGGUCCAACUGGGAUCUAUUUCUGACUGAAAGUGAAGCACCAAGUUUUAAGUUUCCAGUCUGAAAAUGCCAUUUUCUGCAAUUAUUCUGUGAAGAUGUAACAUGUUUACCUGCUGUGAGUAUGGGAAGGAAUUCACUCCCUAUCCCACCUGCCGUGACAUACCAGCAAAUUCACCCUGAUGAGAGAACUUCUAAAUUCCCAGACUGUGGGAGGUGCUAUAAAAUGUGUGGGGAACAUAUGCACCAUCGACAUGUUCAUGCUGACGAGAGACAGUUCAGAUAUUCUCUCUGCUGCGACUGGGAUUAAGCGAUCGCCUCGAUUCUGUGCAUCAGUGAGUUUACACUGAGGAGGGACUAUUCACCUGUUCCGAGUGUGGGAAGGGAUUCAAUCAGUCAUUCCAUUUGCUGAGGCACCAGCGAGUUCACAAGUAACUGCAGGGAUUGGAAUUUGCUGUUAAUCACAUACAGGACUGAAUCAUGUUGAUUUGCAUAUGUUUGUGCUGAUGUUGAAAAACUCCAGUCCACUCAGAGGUGUUAACGUUGUUGGUAAAACACAAAUAAAUCAGCUUUAUGUUAAAUGCAGCGAAUGCAUGUUGUUUUGAUAUAUUUGACUCAGGUCAGUUACCUUCUCAUCUGUCUUCAAUGUACGCCAGCACAUUCAAACUGGAGAAAAACAGUUCAUUGACUCCUAAUGUAAGAUUUGAUCAUUCUUCCACUUUACUGAGAUACAGGAUGCCUAAUUGGAAUUCAUCCAUUUGACCAGAAAUUCCUUUUAAUUUUCCGGUUCUCAACUUUAACCAAAUGGAAAAGAAAGUCUAUUCAGAUAUAAAUUCAAAGAAAUCCAAGUUAAGAAGAAAUAUAAAUUAAUACAGAGUUGUAAUAUAGAAUGUUGAAAUUAAUUUGUUCCAAUGAUAUAAGAGUAAUACAUCUAUACAGUCAAAUCUUUUAAUUUUUCUGUCUUGUUUUGUCAAAGCUUUUUGUCUUACCCUUAUCAGGACAAUUCACAAGAAUGCCAAAUCAAGGGGAAAGCUAACGUUUGCACUGCAUGAAAGGAGAGUGCUGAUUGGUUGGCAUGGGGACUUUCGUGAAGACAUUACUAAUCACUGAUAUUCAAAGAGGAUGUGCUGUGACAUCACCCACUCCCUGGAGAGUUCCUCAACCGUGAAAUUUUUCUCUGACUCCAGUGCUUCUGAUAUCAUUCCAGUUGCAGUCCUUGACCUUCUUAAACUGCUGGGGUUCGUGGAGUGAUGUGAUCCUGUAAUACUGUUAGUUUCACAGAGUGUUUGAAGAGGCGGGUUUGCUCUGUACAAACAGGUUCUGAUAGCAUCACCGAGGAGCCUGAAUUGUAUUUUGAACAUGGAAGGAAAAAGCACCAUUUCCAGUGGGGAGAAACCAUGGAAAUGUGGAGACUGUGGGAUGGGGUUCAAUUACCCAUCUGUGCUCGAAAGGCAUCAGCGAAGUCACACUGGGGAGAGGCCAUUCACCUGCUCGGACUGUGGGAAGGGAUUUGCUCGGUCUUCUACCCUAAUGAGACACCAAAGAGUUCACACUGGGGAGAGGCUGUUCACCUGCUCUGACUGUGGGAAGGGAUUCACUCAGUUAUACCACCUGCUGACACACCAGCGAGUUCACACUGGGGAGAGGCCAUUCAGCUGCUCUGAGUGUGGGAAAGGAUUCACUCAGUUAUCCCAUCUGCUGCUACACCAGCGGGUCCAUACUGGGGAGAGGCCUUUUAAAUGCCCUGACUGUGGGAAGUCUUUUAAAAGUUCCAGGGACCUGAUGCGUCAUCAACAUGUUCACACUGAUGAGAGACCUUUUAAAUGCUCAGACUGUGGGAAGUGCUAUAAAGGUUCCACAGAACUGAUAUGCCAUCAACGUUUUCACACUGAUGAGAGACCAUUCAGGUGCUCUCACUGUGGGUCUGGGUUCAGGACAUCUUCACAGCUCACUGUACACCAGCGAGUUCACACUGGGGAGAGACCAUUCAUCUGCUCCGUCUGUGGGAAGAGAUUCACUCAGUCAUCCAACCUGCUGAAACACCAGCGUGUUCACACCGGCGAGCGGCCUUUCACCUGCUUAGUGUGUGGAAAGGGAUUCAGUCAGUCAACCACCCUGCUGACACAUCAGCGAGUUCACACCGGGGAGAGGCCGUUUGCCUGCUCCGAGUGCGGGAAGGGAUUUGCUGAUUCGUCCACUCUGCGGGCACACCAGCGAGUUCAUACCGGGGAGAGGCCUUUCACCUGCUCCCAGUGUGGGAAGGGAUUCACUCAGUUAUUCCACCUGCGGAGACACCAGCGAGUUCACACCGGGGAGAGACCAUUCUCCUGCUCUGAGUGUGGGAAGGGAUUCACUCAGUCAUCCCACCUGCUGAAACACCAGCGUGUCCAUGAGGAGCUACAGUGAUUGGAUUUAGCUGUCAAUCGUAUUAAUCGCACAAUCCUCCAGAUUGGGGCAAGGAACAGUUUAAUAAUUGAUGUAUGUUGCUGAGUAUUAACUGAUUCACACAGCCAUGUGAAACUCUCUCUUCCUCAAGUCCUCAAACAUUGCAUAAAUUAUUACAGCUGAAAUGUUACGGUAUAAGGAGCAAAAGGUUUAAGGCAAAGGCUUUCCCCACAUAGAACCACACUGUUGAGAACACUUCUGAAGGCUCGUGUAGAGUGAAAGGAUGGUAAAGAGGAGUAGAGCUGCUUAGGAACCAGAAAGGGAAUUCACUCAAUGAAGCAGGUAACAUACAGAGGGGAGUGCAGUGAAGGGGUGGGAGGAAUGUCAGUUGGGGUGGGGUCAUGAGGAAAAGGAGGUCAGUUGGAAUAUUGGAUCUGGGUGUGGAUGUUGUUGAGUCUGCCAGGGCUGGGGUGGGUGUUUGGAGCAGUUGGGGGGAUGUCAUGUUGGUGGAUGGAGGUGUUUUUGAAUCUUGGGUGUCUUGAGGGUGUAGUUGAGGGGUCCAGUGAUGCGCCAGUUUAAAAAUUAUGAGUUCGAGCUGGUUAUAAUCUCACUUUUUCUGAGUAAUUAUUAUCCUUAAGUCAGUUCAGAUCUUGCUAACUCUCUCAGUCUCUGUCAGCAUCUCCAACAGUGCAGGAUACUUUCAGACUCUGUAUGUACCUCUGACAGUGCAGAACAUUCUCAGUCUCCGCGAGCGCCUCUGACAGUGCAAGACUCUCUUAAUCUCUAUCAGCACCUCUAAGUGUACAGGAGUCUGUUUUUCUGUGCAAGUGUUGGAUAAGAUUGCGGUACUUAGGUUUAAGCAGUGGAAUUUGACCUCACAACCUUCCAAUGCAGAGGUUAUAGUGCAAAUAACAUUGAAAGCAGAUCAAACAAUUGAACUGAACAGAAUGAAUGGGAGGAUUAGAGGAGAUUUGUCAAGUAAUUUAUUUGAUCCAGAGAGGUUGAACCGGUGGGGGAAGCAGAAAUUCCCAUUGGAUUAAAGAAAAAGAUAUUUGAAAAACCAUUUGAGGUAUUGGGAUGAUACCCAGCCAGAUAUUUAUUGAAUUUGAGAAAGAAACAGAAAUAUUGUAGAAUCAGUGAUUUUGUUCAUUGAAGCUAGAGUAAACUUGCGAAAGUGUGAAAAAACUCAUGAUUAUGGGAGAAUUCAGUUGCAUUCCAGUAACAAUUAAAUCCUACUUUUGCUUCAGUUCCGUACUUAGGAUGAGUUCUCCUAAGUACGGAACUGAAGCAAAAGUAGCUCGAGCAGAAGCAGAUGAUAUUUCUCACGGGCUGUGAAGUGGUCAAAUUUUGGCUCAUGGAAAAGCACAGAGUAGCUGGAGGAAUAAACAAGAAUAUGGUUUUCAGAAAAAGGCAGAAGCUUUUCCAGGUAAUACAAAGGAGAAUACAGAGAAUAUAAGUAAUGUUAGGGCAUGUAAAAGCGGAUUGUUGGAAGCAGAAUGGCGAAAUAGUGGAGUAAUAGGAACACUUCAAAACAGUACCAGAAAAGGAAGUUGGAUGUUAAACCAGUGGCAUUGAUGCACGUGACAGGAAUUUCCACAAAACUGGUACAAGGAGAAGUACUUGUGUGUCCUCAUCAGUAGCAGACACUAGUGAGAAGAGCCAAUAUCCAGUAAAAUUGCCAAAUAAGGUGCUUCAGUAGUUGGAAAGUACUGAGAUCUCAAAAUGAUCUUGAAGCGUUAAGUUCAGUUGACAGCAAAUCUGAAGUGCUUUCUUGUGUUCUGACAUAUAAUGACAGAAAUACUGUCGAGAUCUCAGUUACCAAAAGACCAUUUGAAACCCCAAGAAGAUUGGAAGGAAAUGGUUUGUUUAUUGUGUGGGAGCCAACAAGUCUUGGAAAGGAAACUCCAGUCCAGGACGAUGAGGCUGUGGAUAUCGCUCGGAAAGAAUUGAAUAAGGCAUCUUUAGAGUGGCAUCAGGAUAAAGUGAAAGAUCUCAAAAGUGCGCAGAAACAGAAUCCAGCGGGAAUACUCCAUACUUUCAUUGGAACAUGUAAGCACCUCAGUAACAUUCACUAAAUGGAAAGGAAUUUUAAUUAAGGCAAAGACAAAUUGCUACACGCAAAUAAGUUAUUUUGAUCUUCGUUUCCCUCCAACAAAGUGACUCUUUGAAUUUGGAAAAUGAAAUAAGGAUGAAUUUAAAACUACAGUUAAUGAAAACAAUGAUACUUGAUUUGUAGACUGAACUGAAACAUUCUUUGCAGAGUUAAAGGAAAAGUGUAAAGUAGGACUGAGAUGCUGAGUAAUGUCAGUGAAAUGAUUAUUAUUUGCUGCUAAUCCUUCUUGUCACAUGUAUUUGCUUUUGUUUGGGUUAAUCUUUUAUAGUUUUGUAAAUAUGCUGUACAUAAAUGUGUAAAUGAAAAAUUUAUUUGUACUGUCUGCAUUAAGCUAUUUGUUAAAUGUUUAUUAUAAGAAAUGUCAUAUUUUCAAAGUGUUUCUAAAGAAACUUCAGGAUGGUGAAUCUUUCCUUCUUCCAAUCAGAAAGCUGCGGUGAAUACUUUUCUUUGUAAGCAUUCUCUGCGCUGAAAGCCACUAUUCUGUCAAAGUGGCAACAUUAUAACAAUUCAGGGGUUACUGAUAAGCAGUUCCGAAUUCCCAAGACAGUUAGUUGAAGAAAGGCAGACUGGCAUGCUAGGAGUGCUGCUAUUUGGCUGUCUUGCAGGGAGGGGAUUCUCUGUGCUGUUAGAGUGAACUCUGGAAGAAAUUUUAGGGAUUAGUACACAGUUAACAGUUGGAGUAAGGACUCUGAAGAAGUCCUGGGAAGCUGUGGAAGUAGGUAGGUUGCUGGUUUUUUGUUGGGGAAAAUGUGAGGGGCUUCCAAGUAUUAGUCCUUCAGUGCAGCUGAGAGAGUGGAGGUUGAAAAACCCACAAACAGUAUUUGUUUCAUACAGCUGAGCAAGAUUCAGGCUCAGGGAAAGCCCAUGAACAUAUCAAGAUUGGUGAAAAGUUGGAAUUGUGCUCGUGACGAAGUGCGGAAUGUGGUUUCUGAGCAAAGGGGUGAGUGAACCCAGGAUAGGAGGGUGAUUGGCAAGAACAAGAACUUUUGUUGAAUAGAUUAUUACGGAAUGGGUCUUAAGGAUUUUUAAGGCCAGAAAAGCAAAAGUUAAGAGUUGCAGUCCUUUGUGAGAUUAAAUGAGAUUUAACAAUGAACCAUCUCAUUAACAUCUUGGAGAGGGUUACUGAGAAAUCCAUGAGAUCUGACUUGAUCAUGUUUUGUCAUUGGAUAUGAGCUGUGUAAUCGCAUUGUAUUAACCAUGUUUACUUCCUGUUAAUUCUGGGUGUUCAAAAUAAGUUGGACAUGUUUUGUAGAUUGUAUUAUUGUCCUACAAUAAAGACUUGUUCUAUGUUCAAAA
Rhincodon typus (whale shark) is the source of this 8112-nucleotide messenger RNA. RefSeq names its product zinc finger protein 436-like. Gene Ontology annotation, cellular component: nucleus. Lineage: Eukaryota; Metazoa; Chordata; Chondrichthyes; Orectolobiformes; Rhincodontidae. Gene Ontology annotation, molecular function: DNA-binding transcription factor activity, RNA polymerase II-specific; RNA polymerase II cis-regulatory region sequence-specific DNA binding. The record is from RefSeq and is a predicted model, not a curated record. Bases 3678 to 4724 code for a protein of 348 amino acids. The transcript has 4 exons. Gene Ontology annotation, biological process: regulation of transcription by RNA polymerase II.